This is a messenger RNA of Xenopus laevis (African clawed frog), 3016 nucleotides long. It is a transcript of the gene pigu.S, whose product is annotated as phosphatidylinositol glycan anchor biosynthesis class U protein. The transcript has 19 exons. Bases 1232 to 2398 code for a protein of 388 amino acids. NCBI's taxonomy places the organism in Eukaryota, Metazoa, Chordata, Amphibia, Anura, Pipidae. The record is from RefSeq and is a predicted model, not a curated record.
CCAGCAGGUGUACUGAGCAUUCAGCCUUCAUACCAUGAUGAUGAAUGGUGGGAGAAUGCAAAGAAUACCUAUUAUAAACAAACUCUCCGGGCCAGUGUGAUAAUGCUUGGUGGAGCAGCCAUACCUGCAGUAGGACUGGUGUCACUCACAGGUUGAUCCUGGAGCUCUACAUUGCGGUAUAAUCGAAGUCCCUAAAGGCUUCCGCAAUCUCCUUUUCCAUGGCCAAGGAACCCUCGGAGGGAGGAGUUAGAACUAGAUGUUGAUCUUUAUCCUCGGAAAGUCUAACAUCCUCAGGUAGCUCUUUAAGCAGCCGCCAGCAACGUACUCCAUCAGAAAGAAUAGAUGGUAUUCUGACUGGAACGUGGCGUGGAUAUCCACAACGAAAGGGUGGUCAGCAACGGCGAAAGCAACCCGUUUCUCUAGCAAGAUCCUGAAUAUUAAAAGCAUUCAUUGUCAGAAAAGGGACAUGGAUUUUCAGGGCAUAGGAUCUUUUGGUUGCCGCGUGUUCAACAAGGAGAACCUGGAAUAAGAGAGUAUCUCAGGAAAUGCAGGAAGAUACAUGCAGAACAUCCAUACCCCUUUCAGAGAGCUGCAAGAAUCGAUCCAUACUUGCCCCAGCAUUGCAAGGUUGCAUCUUACUGUGGGUCCUUUGUCACUGCCAGUGGACAUCCUUCUGCUGCAUCAGGUGGAGUUGGGCUGAUGUUUUCUUCAUCCACAGAUAUCUCACUAUAAGGAAAAGUCUCUAAUCGUCAGGCAUGAAGCGACAGCUUGAUAUUUCCAUCUGCCUUACCUCAGAAUGCCGGUGCCGACGCAAGAUGUUAGAAUGUCCGGCACCCAUCUUGACGCUCCUGUAUGAGAAAAAAAAGGUUGGUGUAAGUGGCUGCUUCAGUGGAGAUAAAGAAUACAACUGUUUGUAGCUGCUGGUAAACUACAAGCUCAAGACAAGCACCUCUCUGUAACCUCACUGCUACCCAUCUGAGCAGAAAGUCACAUUUUCCCCAUAAUCCUCGGCGAUAAAGAAGACGAUUAAUCAAGAACUGAGUCUGACGUCUAGAAAUAAACAGCAACCGUCCAAUUUAAUUUUUUGGGUAUCUUGAUGCAGAAAGUCAUAUUUUCCCAAUAAUCCUCGGCGACAAAGAAGACGAUUAAUCAAGAACUGAGACUGACGUCUAGAAAUAAACAGCAACCAUCCAAUUUCAUUUUUCGGUUUCUUGAUGCAGUGGUGGAAGGGAUGGCCUUGUUGGACCUUGGAGUGUCCCCUUACUCAGGAGAUGUCUUUCAUGAGACGCCGCUCAUUGUAUAUCUUUUCCAUUUCCUUGUAGACUAUGCAGAGAUAGUAUUCAUGAUAACGGAUGCCCUCACUGCUGUAACCCUGUACCUUGCUGUUCAGGAGUACAACAAAUUAAUGUUUAAGAAGCAAAAGCUUUUUUUGGAGCUGAAAAAAUAUCCUGAGGAAGGACAUGAACUCCUAAGGGUACCAACUGAGAUGUACUAUGUACCUUUGAAGGUGUCUCUUUUCUACUUGUUGAAUCCAUACACCGUUCUGUCUUGUGUGGCCAAAUCCACGUGUGUAAUUAACAAUGCCGUGAUCGCUCUUUUCAUCCUGGCAACUGUUAAAGGUAGCCGGUUACUAAGUGCUCUGUUUCUGUCGCUGGCAACCUACCAGUCUCUGUAUCCAGUCACCUUAUUGCCACCAGCGCUGCUCUACUUGCUUCAGAAGGAAUUUGUCCCAGUGAAGAUGAAGAGUACAGGCUUCUGGCUGUUCAGCUGCCAUUAUUGCUCUAUCUACCUGGGUUCUUUGUGUGUGCUGGUCUGUCAUUCUUUCUUCUUGCUCAACUCAUGGGAUUUUAUACCUUCUAUAUAUGGCUUUAUACUCUCUGUACCAGAUCUGACACCAAAUAUCGGCCUGUUUUGGUAUUUCUUCGCAGAGAUGUUUGAACACUUUAGUCUCUUCUUUGUGUGCAUCUUUCAGAUCAAUGUUUUCUUCUACACCCUGCCUCUCACUAUUAAGUUAAAGGAUCAUCCCAUGUUCCUGAUGUUCAUGCAGCUUGCUGUCAUCUCUAUCUUUAAGUCCUACCCUACUGUAGGUGACUUGGCUCUCUAUAUGGCCCUAAUACCUAUGUGGGCUCACUUGUCCAGGUUUCUGCGAAACGUCUUCAUUGCGUCCUGUAUGUUGAUCGUGUGCACGCUGCUAUUUCCAGUUCUUUGGCACCUGUGGAUUUAUGCCGGCAGUGCCAACUCAAAUUUUUAUUAUGCCAUUACGCUUUCAUUUAAUGUUGGCCAGAUUUUGCUGGUGUCUGAUUAUUUUUAUGCCUUUCUGCGGAGAGAAUACUGCCUCCACCAUGGCCUUUACCUCACCAAUGAGGAUGGAACUGAAGCCACUUUGGUCCUGAAGUAACUUUGUGGCCGGAACGAUUGUCGCAAAAGAAGGGACUGUGUAUGACGGGUGCCUUUGAUAGGCCAGAGAGAGAGAGUAGGUUUUACUAUAAACCAGUCUCUUUACGAGUCCUGCAUGGAGAUUGAAAAGGACUCUUUAUUAUGGCUCAUUCUGGUCCCAGGGUCUUUUAACUGGUUGCACCAUAUAACUGAUGAUCAGCUCUCCGUACAACAAUGUACACACUGUGCUAUAACCACCUUAGGGAGCACAAACUUUAAAGGCUCAUUGAGAAGAACUUGGGAAAGUAUUUUUUGGAAUCCAGCUUCCCUCUCCCGUUCUGCCAUCUACUUGAUACCACUACACCGUGCAGAAUGUUUUCCAAAAAAGGCCUGCAGUGUUAAAGUCAUAUUAGUGGUGACUUUUUACAUAGGGGAUGUGUGUGAGAACUUCGACAUUCAAGUGACCGGCCGGUGCCUCCCUUCUACCCACACUCCGUUUUGGGGUUUUUUUGCCACAAAAUUGGGGUGAACAUACAUCUUUGCACUAAUCUCUCCCUAUCAAGAAGUGUUUUAUCGAACGAUCAACUGUCUUUUGGAUAAAGCUCAUAAAUUUGCAAUAAUGUAUAUGGACAGAUCUGAA